GCGGUUUUGAAUAAAUUUCCAUUUUCACAUAAAUAAAAAAUCAUAUUUGUAAACAUAUUACGUAAGUCAUUAUAAAAAGCAUUAAAUAUUGAUUUACAUGCUAUUUUCAUUUCGUGCAUACAUAGAGACGGAUGUGUUAUAAAAUGCUUGCCGGUUUUAGAUUAAGUUUCUUAAUUGUUAUGUUUUCAAGUAUAUCCUUUGAGCGGCCUUUAAUAACAUGGGAAGUUUUGGUGGCAGAUAAUCAACACUGUUAUGUACCACUUAAAUAUAUAAGCGGACCGGAGUUUGAUUGUCACAAAACUGACUACCAAGAGGAUUCAUAUAAUGAAACGCACGUGUCAUUCCAUAUAAAUAGCAUUGCUCAAUGUGAUGCUCUAAUUGAUAAUGUAAUAAAGGCAGCUCUCAAUUGUUAUACAGUACAACCAUCUGUAGUGACAGCACCUUCAUUGAGCGGGACCAGUCUUAAAGGAAAGCUUCUUAAAAAUAACGAAACCUUUAACUAAACUUAUUAACUUUAACUUAUUAUAUCUUUUACCAAUACAAUACUUUUAUAAUAUACAAAUAUUUUAUUAAAUUUCGCC
Onthophagus taurus is the source of this 581-nucleotide messenger RNA. Lineage: Eukaryota; Metazoa; Arthropoda; Insecta; Coleoptera; Scarabaeidae. The record is from RefSeq and is a predicted model, not a curated record.